Molecule: messenger RNA, 2246 nt
Organism: Arachis ipaensis
Lineage: Eukaryota; Viridiplantae; Streptophyta; Magnoliopsida; Fabales; Fabaceae
Product: 3-oxoacyl-[acyl-carrier-protein] synthase II, chloroplastic
Biological process (GO): fatty acid biosynthetic process
Cellular component (GO): mitochondrion; chloroplast stroma
Molecular function (GO): 3-oxoacyl-[acyl-carrier-protein] synthase activity
Source: RefSeq, a predicted model, not a curated record
AUACAUACAUACAUACAUACAUGUACAUGUAUCUCCACCUUCCAUAUCCACCACUCCUGACUUGCUCUUAAUCUUCACUGAAACGUCCUCGAUUCUCUUGCGAGCUUCUGCUUUAGACAACAUGAUACAUUCCGCUGCUUCAUCCAUGGCCUCACCCCUCUGCACGUGGCUGGUGGCGGCUUGCAUGUCAGUCACGUGCCACACUGACCGCGCCGGGACUCCAAAGGCAGCGCUUCGGUCAUCCAAGAGGUCAAGGAGGACGAAGGCGCUGCCAGCAAACACCUCCCAAUUGAACAUGAGAUUGAUUUCUUCGCUGUACGGAUCCAGCAUUCAGGGACUCAUAAGCUCCUUCGAGCCCUGCGAUGACUACUGCAACACUCACAAUGCCUUCUCUUCGCUCUUUCGAUCCACAACUCCCAAUCGCAGACACACCCGUCUCAAUAAACUUUCUCAUUCUGGUAAAACAAUGGCUGUAGCUGUGGAACCUGCACACGAAGUCACAGCAACGAAAAAACCUCCUACAAAACAAAGGCGAGUAGUUGUGACUGGGUUGGGCGUUGUUACACCUCUUGGUCACGAACCAGAUGUUUACUACAACAAUUUACUUGAUGGUGUUAGUGGCAUAAGUGAGAUCGAGACAUUUGAUUGUGCUGAAUAUCCAACGAGGAUUGCUGGUGAGAUCAAGUCGUUCUCCACUGAUGGCUGGGUUGCACCAAAACUUUCGAAGAGAAUGGAUAAAUUUAUGCUCUAUUUGCUAACAGCCGGUAAAAAGGCCUUAGUUGAUGGUGGAAUUACUGAAGAUGUAAUGGAUGAGUUGAAUAAGGAAAAAUGUGGAGUUUUGAUUGGCUCAGCGAUGGGUGGCAUGAAGGUUUUUAAUGAUGCCAUUGAAGCUUUAAGAGUAUCAUAUAAGAAGAUGAAUCCUUUUUGUGUACCUUUUGCCACAACAAAUAUGGGAUCUGCCAUACUUGCGAUGGAUCUGGGAUGGAUGGGCCCUAAUUAUUCAAUCUCUACAGCUUGUGCUACAAGUAACUUUUGUAUAUUGAAUGCAGCAAACCACAUCAUAAGAGGUGAAGCUGAUGUGAUGCUUUGUGGUGGCUCAGAUGCUGCUAUUAUACCCAUUGGUUUGGGAGGUUUUGUGGCAUGCAGAGCCCUAUCGCAGAGGAAUACAGACCCUACCAAAGCUUCACGCCCUUGGGACAUUAAUCGAGAUGGAUUUGUCAUGGGGGAAGGAGCUGGAGUUUUACUUUUGGAGGACUUGGAGCAUGCAAAGAAAAGAGGUGCAACCAUAUAUGCUGAAUUCCUUGGUGGAAGCUUCACCUGUGAUGCAUAUCAUGUGACAGAGCCACGUCCCGAUGGAGCUGGCGUUAUACUUUGCAUUGAAAAGGCAUUAGCUCAGUCUGGAGUAUCAAAAGAGGAUGUGAACUACAUAAAUGCACAUGCCACAUCCACGCCUGCUGGGGAUCUUAAGGAGUUCCAGGCUCUGCUUCAUUGUUUUGGUCAAAAUCCCGAGCUAAGAGUGAAUUCUACAAAAUCUAUGAUUGGUCAUCUACUAGGAGCAGCUGGUGGCGUGGAAGCUGUAGCAACAGUCCAGGCAAUUAGGACAGGGUGGGUGCAUCCCAAUAUCAACCUGGAAAACCCAGAUCAAGGAGUGGAUGCCAAAGUGCUUGUGGGCUCAAAGAAAGAGAGACUAGAUAUCAAGGCUGCCCUAUCCAAUUCAUUUGGUUUUGGAGGCCACAAUUCUUCAAUCAUAUUUGCUCCAUAUAAGUGAAUGAAUACAUGUUUCAGAAUAAUACCUUCCCUACCAUUAUACAGAAGUUACUAAGGUAGCCAGGCAAUUGUUACACGCAUGAUCAAAGUCAUGAAUUGGAUGAAAAUAUAUGUGGAAAUGGUUGGAGCAGAAACUCUUGAGGACAUUGUUGAGAGAUGGUUUGGUGGUUUAGAUUGUCUGGCCGAGAUACAUGGUGGAGCCGGUUCUAUCCACCGAUGAAGAACAUGAAUGGCUGCUAUUGCCUUUAUAGAGUAGGACUUGACCCACUUUGAUGUGACUCUUAAACAAAUCCACUUGGCAGUAUAUAUAAGCUCUUCUGUUUUAUUUAUUCCCUAUGUACCCAAAUAGUUUGUGCAAUAACAAAUUGCAAUUUAUUUUUUCGCUGCCUUGUUCUAUUGCCCUUAAACCAGACCAUUUAGGGAGAAGGGGAUGAUUUUAAUCUCUCAGGAAAUGCCUCUUUAGUUUUAUUAUUAUUAUU